Messenger RNA from Opisthorchis viverrini, 597 nucleotides. RefSeq lists its product as hypothetical. The record is from RefSeq and is a predicted model, not a curated record. Lineage: Eukaryota; Metazoa; Platyhelminthes; Trematoda; Opisthorchiida; Opisthorchiidae. The transcript is spliced from 4 exons. Bases 1 to 597 code for a protein of 198 amino acids.
AUGUUAUCAGAGCUGCAAAAAAUAUCUCUCAGCUGUAGCACCCUUUCGGUGCCUAGCUGCCAUACCAGCCGAAGGAAACACGAGGACUGGAAUACUGCCAAGCUGCCCAAACCUAGGCUGGGGAAGUUGAGGGACAGGAGUCGGGUUCGAACCACGCACCUUCCGGUCGUUUACUUGAAGAAGUUUACGUCAUUCGUGACCCUUUUGCGGAAGACAACUUGGGCGGUGUCAUACUGGGUUCUGAUUGUUCUCUAUGCAAAGAAAUGGUCUGUACGUCGCAGACGUGCUCUACAUUUUACACCAAGCGAUACUGCAGAGAUUGCUGCACCUUACGGGCAAAUGAACUGCCUUCUGAUAGUCGAUCUGUACGUUUUGUGUAAAUCACUAAUGACGUUACAAUUAGGAGAUACAGAAGCAGUUUAUGACCUGACGAUUCGAGCAUACCUACAGGCAGGCCUCAUUUGCAGAACGAAAUAUCCAUUUAAACAUAUCCAAAUCUCCAUCACACCACUAACUGCGUAUAAACAACUUAGAGGAAGAAUAGAAUUCACCCGAUGGGUGAAUCUUCCAUCACUAGAGGAGUCAGUCAACAAGUGA